AUGGCCCACUACGAGUCGCUCUGGGUACUCAAGGUCCUCCUCUUCAGUAUCUUCUGCACAAUUGCAAUAUGCGUCCCAACCGCUUCCAAACAAGGUCUUCGCGAAGAGAUUCGACAGCUGGAGAAGAAUCCCGAUCAAUGGAAUAUCUACUUGCUAGGGCUGCGCAGGCUGCAGAAUAUCACCCAGAGUGAUAAGCUUUCCUACUAUCAAAUUGCUGGCAUACACGGACGCCCUUACAUAGCUUGGGACGGCGUACAGGGUGACCCAAAGGGAGGAGGUGGGUAUUGUCAACAUGGAAGCAAUAUCUUUCCCACGUGGCAUCGGCCAUAUCUUGCCCUAUUCGAGGAAGUCUUAUACCUCAAUACCCGCCAGGCUAUCUCCGAGUUUCCUAGCGGAAAGCUAAAGGAUCGAUACAACAAUGCUCUGUCGACCUUCAGAAUGCCCUACUGGGACUGGGCUGCUGUUCCUCCAGCAGGCCAAGGAUCCUUUCCUUUGAGCGUACAGCGACCCACAGUUGACGUUGUCCUGCACAACGGAACCUCGACCAUUGCGAAUCCUCUGUUCUCGUAUCGAUUCCAUCCGAUACCCGUCAGCGACUUCGCACCCGGGGCCUGGAGCACCUGGCCUUCAACGAUGCGAGACCCAAGUUCGUACGACGAGAACGCAGCAAGCCGGAACGAUAUCGUCGCGCGGGACCUCGAAGGGAUUCGAGUAAAUCUCCAGUCCCGAGUGUACAACCUGCUUGCGCUGCAACACGACUACUUCAAUAUUAGCAACGACCAACGACCGGGUGAGAAUAUCGAGAGCAUCCACGAUACGAUCCAUAACUUUGUGGGGAGUGGUGGCCAUAUGAUGGACCCUGCAUAUGCGGCCUUUGACCCAGUGUUCUGGCUACAUCACGCCAACGUCGACCGACUGGUCGCCAUCUGGCAAGCCCUAAAUCCUAACAGCUACGUAACACCAAACAGUAAUCCAUACGCAACCUUCACCACGCCCAUCAACUCUAUCGCAGACGCAAACACGCCCCUCCACCCCUUCCACAAAGACGACUCCGGAAACUUCUGGACAUCCGAGACAAUCCGCGCCCACACCAUCUUCGGCUACACGUAUCCCGAGCUCCUCGGCCUCAUCAACAGCACCUCCGCCGUAGUCAGCACCGUGAACUCGCUGUACGGUCCGAACGCCAUGCCGCCUUCCAAACGCAGCCUCGACGCACGCGCGAUCGCUGGAGCGCCUAGCUUCACCGGCGAGCGCCAAUACAUCGCCAGCGUCAAAGUCCGCAAGUUCGGCCUCGACGGCUCCUUCAACGUCUACGUAUUCCUCGGCGACGGCGCACCCGACGCUAUGCCGCGCACCUGGGCAGAGGACGCGAGCUUCAUCGGCGUGACGGGUAUGUUCGCUCAAACGGGCUCCGUGGCGACGGAGAUGGCGCAGCAAGAAGCCAACGGCGAAGUCCCACUCACCGCUGCCCUCGAAGCUAAGGUGCGGAGCGGAGAACUGCAGAGCCUGGAGGAGGACGUGGUAGCUGCGUAUCUCAGGGCGAAUCUGAAGUGGAAGAUCUCAAAGACGGACGGCCAAGUUAUCAGCAUCGACGAUGCACUGGGCUUUCAAAUCUCGGUGCUCUGGACGGAGAUUCAGCCUGCGCAAUCGGUGAAUGAGUUUCCGACUAUGAAGGGCGAUUACCAGGUCUUGGUGGGUGCGACUGAUGGGAGGACGGGAGGGUUCCAGAGCGGCGAUAUCUUGUAGUUAGG
This is a messenger RNA of Trematosphaeria pertusa, 1751 nucleotides long. Its product is annotated as Di-copper centre-containing protein. The coding region runs from base 1 to 1746 and encodes 581 amino acids. NCBI's taxonomy places the organism in Eukaryota, Fungi, Ascomycota, Dothideomycetes, Pleosporales, Trematosphaeriaceae. Gene Ontology annotation, molecular function: oxidoreductase activity. The record is from RefSeq and is a predicted model, not a curated record. The transcript is spliced from 8 exons.